This is a messenger RNA of Suillus plorans, 396 nucleotides long. RefSeq lists its product as uncharacterized. The annotation marks the transcript as partial. The record is from RefSeq and is a predicted model, not a curated record. The transcript has a single exon. NCBI's taxonomy places the organism in Eukaryota, Fungi, Basidiomycota, Agaricomycetes, Boletales, Suillaceae. Gene Ontology annotation, molecular function: nucleic acid binding; zinc ion binding.
CAGCGAACGGCCCACGCCAUCCUCACCUUCAACACCAAGGAGAGUGCCAACCAAGCAAUCAGAUUUGGCCUCUCGGUCGCAGGUAAGAAAGUAUACGCCAGGAAACUGAUUACGGAACCCUCCAGAUGCCUUAAAUGCCACUCCUUCGACGGUUCACACAUGGCCAAGGACUGCCCACAGGAGGAAGACACCUGCGGGACAUGCGGUGGAUCACACAGGACCUCCACCUGCACAAUAAAGGACCAAAGUAACUUCUACUGCGUGAACUGCAACGUCCAGGGCCACGCCACCUGGAGUAGAGACUGCCCAACAUUCAACGCGAAGUGGAACACUCACAAGAACCGAAAUGCAGAAUCUACAUACCGCUACUACCUAACUGAUGACCCCCUUACCUGG